Daucus carota subsp. sativus is the source of this 1490-nucleotide messenger RNA. RefSeq names its product putative F-box/LRR-repeat protein 9. The coding region runs from base 116 to 1036 and encodes 306 amino acids. Gene Ontology annotation, molecular function: protein binding. NCBI's taxonomy places the organism in Eukaryota, Viridiplantae, Streptophyta, Magnoliopsida, Apiales, Apiaceae. The record is from RefSeq and is a predicted model, not a curated record. The transcript has 2 exons.
AAAUUAGAGCGACGGAGUAUAUAGAACGAGAGUGACCGUGUUGGUCAGUUUCUGAAGCCAAUAAAUCGACGCUUCACUUGACUACUAGCCCCAAUUCCCAAACCUCAGAAAAUCAAUGGCGAAGAGUCUCAGGAACUGGGUGGAACUCCCGCCGGAGCUGACGUCAUCCAUUCUCGUGCGAUUAGGUGCCGUUGAAGUGCUGAUGAGUGCUCGGAAAGUGUGUAAAAAAUGGCGUCAAAUCUGCUCCGACCCGGAAAUGUGGCGGGUCGUGGAUAUAAGAUAUUCGGAUUGUGAAAGAUCGCCCCAAUUAUUCAAACACGUGUUUAAGAAAGCAGUGGAGUUGAGUUGUGGACAAUUGCUUCAUCUUCAUCUCCAGAUUUCGGGCGACCAUCUUCUGCUCCCUUGUGUCUUUGAUAGAUUGAUUCAGCUGAGAUAUCUGUAUCUUUCAUGUUCCUCGAAAAUUAUGAGCGAAGGGUUGAGCAAAAUGCUUGAAAGACUUCCCCUGUUGGAGGAACUUCACCUUGACUGCGGUUGCAACAUUAAGAAAGCUAUUGAAAUUGCAGGGCGUUGUUGCCCUCAUCUAAACUCAUUGAAAUUGAUCAACAAAUCAUAUCUAUUCGCAAAAGUGGGGUGUGAUGAAGAUGCUCUAGCUAUCGCAGAAAACAUGCCUGGACUACGCCGUCUGCAGCUCUAUGGACCCAAUAAGAUGACAAGUGACGGCUUGCUUGCAAUUCUUGAUAAUUGUCCUCAUCUCGAAUCUCUUGAUGUGUGCCAUAAUGUUGCCAACAUAAAACCUGAUCUAGUAAGAAGACUAUCUCAGCAGAUUAAGGACCUGAGGCUCUCAUAUGACUCUGUCAAGCGCUGUCGCAUUGAUUUGGAUUAUUUGCAUUUUUUGAAUGAGCAUCUUUCUCCAUCUGCUAUAUCUGCUACCGAUACUGAUGAUUUGAAUACCGUGGAUGAGGAUGAUUGUUCUGGACUAUCUGGUACCAAUACCGUCUCCAAUGACUACAAUGAUAUAUCCUGGCGGAGUGACUGAGAUUCUGACUAAGUUAUAUUUUGUUAUGGUAUGUGAAGCUUUUUCUAAUAAGGGGUUGGAGUUGAAAUUUAUUUACCUGUUUGUAGAUUAACUGCAUGCAUUUUACUGUUCUGAGUAUAGUUUUCUUUUAUAGGCCUUUAAUUUCAUGUUUUAUGGCAUUAUUGGUCGGCUUCAUCUUGGCAGGUGGCUUUGUUGCUGCUUGCUCUGGAGUUUAGAACAUCUGGCCUUAUUUUGUUAUAUGGUUGGCUAAACGUGUCGUUAAUAGUCUCCUGUAGCACGAAAUUAUCAUUCGAUGCAGAAGGAAGUUGAUGAUGCUUUGUUGAAAUGCCAGAAUGUAGGCAUCUACUACUUGUUCUGUUUUUAGCGCUGGAACUAUAUGUGGAUGAUAAAUAUUGUUGAAUGUUGACUAUUGUUGGGAGUUGUUUAUAAUUCUAGUAUUCUUAGUUUUCUCCAA